UAUCCAGUUGUCCGGCGUCCGGCUUCCACGACCAGAUAAGCUGGCCAUCUUUCCGUCGUCCCCCUCCACUGCUUCUCCCCCCUGGACGGAGGACGGACAAUCACAGAAAACUAAACACAGGCAUCCAUGGAGGUGGUGGGAGGGGUGUCGCUGAGGCCGGCGCGGCUCCGGCACCUGACGCCCGGGGAGGCCAGCGCGGGCUCCUUCCUGCCGCGGAGGCUGCAGCUGGCACGGACCGCCGCGAGGCCAGCGAGGCGCGCGCUGGUGGUGGAGGCCCGCGGGGGCAGGGGCUGGUCGGACCGGCAGUCCCAGCAGCAGCGGCGCAUGCCGCAGCUCCCCAAGAUCGAGGACGACGGCAACCCCCGCUUCGUCAUCUUCAUCCGCACCGCCAAUGUGUACUUUUGGUACCCGCUCAACAUCGUCACCGGCGGCACCACCGCCAAGAUCAUGCUCGCUGCCAAGGACAACUUCCUCGGCAAGUACAUCUACAAGGACACGCUCGCCCGGAACCUCGCCACCGUCAUUUACAAAGACGAGGAUGACAUAAUUGACCUGGCGAAAGAGCAGUUCCGCGUGCUCAAGGGAGAAACCGAGUUCCGGUACGGCUACAAGAUCGUGGUAAUUCUCUCAUCCUUGGCUGCAGGACAGGAGGGAGGGCGCGUCGUUUCGAUAAUCAUAUCUUCUACUGGUUGUACUAGCCUUUCAUUCAAAAAUCAAAAUGGAGGUUGCAGUUCAUAUACUUGUCGUUUGGCUGAGCAGGAGAAGGGGAACCUCAGGUCUGCACUGGCGACAAGCAACGUGCUCGAGCUCCCAAAGAAAGAAGAGCUCAAAAGUGUAGUUGACAAGGUGAGGGACUUCUUCGGUGAGGUAACCUCGGGCGCCAAAGAAUCCUUUGCACAGAUAACAGGAUCUGCCAGCGCAGCAGAGGCCGAAGCAGAAGGAAAAGCAGAAGACGAGAGGCCCCGCUCCAAGAGACGAGGAAGCAAGAGGAAAGGGAAGCAGCAGAAGCCCAAGCAAGGGUUCAAGCCCGAGAGCUGAUCGGAAGAGUGGGAUCGAGUGGACCGCCCGGCUGUAGUUUCCCCCGAGCUGCUCUGUAGCACACCAGAGGCUUUUUGAGUUUUGCAGUGUAACCUCCCUGUGGGCAACAACAAACUUUGUUCACUUCUCACAGAGUAUAUGAUGUUAGGCAGCCCCGCGAAAUCUUAGAAAUGAAGCCAAUUGAUGUACUUGCAGAACAGCGACAACCACAGCUUUAUAUUGAAUUUCAAUUCUUUGCAA
This is a messenger RNA of Hordeum vulgare subsp. vulgare (domesticated barley), 1278 nucleotides long. Its product is annotated as protein HHL1, chloroplastic. The record is from RefSeq and is a predicted model, not a curated record. NCBI's taxonomy places the organism in Eukaryota, Viridiplantae, Streptophyta, Magnoliopsida, Poales, Poaceae. The coding region runs from base 127 to 1038 and encodes 303 amino acids. The transcript is spliced from 5 exons.